CAGCGGCGGCGGGUGGCGGCCGGGGCGCGGCCCCCGAAGCCCGAGGGGAGGGAGAAGGCAACACGGCCGGGGGCCCGGGGCCUGACCCGCCGGACAGCGGCUGGAACCCCCGUGGGGACCUGGGGGAGCCCUCGGCCGUUGCCCCGCCCUGUGUGCGCGUCCUGGGCAUGGACGCCUGGGUCGGGGUGCCGGCUGGAGUGUGUUGGGGAGCCCCCUAGGUUUGAAGCCAGCAGCCAGCCUUGUGUUGAAGCUUGUCCUGCUGGCUCUGCACCUGUGCACCGGGGGUCCUUGUCCGUAGGGGGUGCCCUGGGUCUUGGGGGUCAGAAGCAAGCAGUGGGAGGCCUGGAGACCGCGCAUCGCUUGGUUCUCAGGGGGCCAUGCCCUGUGUCUUGGGCUUGCAGAUGGAGGGCGAGGCCGGGCGCCUGCCCCUGGGCGUGUUUAAGUGCCAGCUCUGUGCCCUGACAGCACCGUACAGCUACGUGGGGCAGAAGCCCCCUGACACCCACUCUGUCGUCCUCCUGGAGGAGAGUUACGUCAUGAAGGACCCAUUCACCCCAGACAAGGACAGAUUCCUGGUCCUCGGCUCUCGAUGCAGUUUAUGCAGCCGGCUGGUGUGCGUGAGCCCGGAAUGCAGUUUAUUCUACUCCAAGAGAUUUUGCCUCCCCUGUGUCCGGGAGAACAUGGACGCCUUCCCUCAGGAAAUCCGGCAAGACUUGGAGAAAAGGAAAGCUCCAUCGAAGAGGCCUGCCAGCCAGCCUGGCUCUCGGACGUGAGUGCGGCCAGGUGCGGGGGUGGCAGCGGCACCUCUCAUGGAGCCCCUGGGCCGCCAGGCCUCUGCACCCGCGGCGGGGAUGGGGCUGUACGGGAGCUGUCAUGGCAGCCUCAUCCCGGGGCAGGCAGGAGCAGCGUCUGCAGAGAGCAGGGGCCCAGCCUGCAGCAGGAAGGGGCCCGGGAGGUGGGCAGAGAAGGCCGUUGGGGGGCAGGCCUCGCACAUCCAAGAGCCCCCUCGAUGCCGAGACCACAGGGCGGGAACUGACGAAGGGCUAGACACCAGCACCGAGGGAAGCCGAGUCUGGGCCAUCUGGGCCUUCCGCCCCCCUCCCCGGACCUGGACUUCUAGGCCGCCCCUCCAGGUCAUCCCCUGGCGUCUGUGUACCCGGGGCCAGGCCUGGAGGGCCCUGUGCGGAUUCAUCAGAUCCAGGAAUUGCCUCCGGUGACGUGCUGCUCCCCUUGGCCCUGAGGACACAGGAGUGAAGGGACAAAGCCCACUGUCCUGGUCCAGUGUGGGGAGGACCUCUGGUCGCGCUGGGGGUCGUGCCACCCGUGCUGACAUGGAGGCAGGAGGGCUGGAGUGAGGACACGUGCCUUCCCCAUCCCGGGGAGUGGUGUCCACGCAGUGAAGACAUCACUCAGUGGGAUGGUUCACAGGGAGGUGACCUGCGGGAAGGUGCCUGAGGGGUGUGGGCAGCUGCACAUGGUGAUUAGGGGGCCUGAGGCCGGUGGAAUUUUACUUCACACCUUCAUGAUACCUGGAUAAUGUUUUAAAUCUUGACCAUGUGUUAGAUUCAUAAUUAAAAGCCCAAAGAUUCAGUUAAUGUUUUGAAACAUUUGCAAGACAGAUGUUCCCCUUGGCACUCGGACCUGGCAUGCGUGGCUGGGGGUUGGGCGUUGCCACUUGCAGCCUCCUCCGUUUCCGCGGGCUCUGGCCCCUGCCCCAGGCCCAAUCCCAUUCCCAGGCACAGGGAUGCUUUCCCCCGCCCUCCUGCAGGGCCUCGGAACUUGAGCUGCUUGCUUGCCCCUCUCCACGGGAGACUCAGCACUGACCCUGGGGCACUCCUCCCCCAUGGGCACCCCUCCCCGGGGGCUCCCGCGGCCCCCACCUCGGCAGUGGGUGAGGAGAGAACAAAUAAAAAGCUUUUAUCAGCCAA
Nyctereutes procyonoides (raccoon dog) is the source of this 1928-nucleotide messenger RNA. It is a transcript of the gene CDPF1, whose product is annotated as cysteine rich DPF motif domain containing 1. The record is from RefSeq and is a predicted model, not a curated record. Bases 378 to 773 code for a protein of 131 amino acids. Lineage: Eukaryota; Metazoa; Chordata; Mammalia; Carnivora; Canidae. The transcript has 3 exons.